Messenger RNA from Chenopodium quinoa (quinoa), 2394 nucleotides. Its product is annotated as zeatin O-glucosyltransferase-like. The coding region runs from base 842 to 2173 and encodes 443 amino acids. The transcript has 2 exons. NCBI's taxonomy places the organism in Eukaryota, Viridiplantae, Streptophyta, Magnoliopsida, Caryophyllales, Amaranthaceae. The record is from RefSeq and is a predicted model, not a curated record. Gene Ontology annotation, molecular function: UDP-glycosyltransferase activity.
CCAAGUUACCAUACUUCUGUCGUUUUAAGUUGCAUUUGAAUGGUCAAAUCAAUCACAAUAGAAACAAAACACAAUCCAAAUCGAAAGCAUGAAAAAUUCAUCCUCCACAAGUCAGAAAGUUUGGCUGCCCUUUCUACAGAGCUAACAAGUGUAUUUCAAUAUAUCAUUCCAGGAAUACCCAAUCUAUUUGUUAUACCCUCAAUAGUCAAUAUAAUGGUCUCCUUGUGUCUCCAUUAUCUUCAUAACCUAAAAGUUGUCAUGGACUAUAACUGCUUUGUAAUUCAGAUAUCAGAAAAUAAGAUUUCUCCUUGUUAAGGCAUUGGACCACAUAAUAAUUGUAUCUUCAAUCCUCAUCUUACCCACAAUAUGUCAAAAAUAAGAUAAAUUCAGAACAAAUCGACACAAAAAGGGUCAACUUCAACAAGGAAUACCAAAGAUUCCAAAAUGGAAUAAUAAUCUUAUGAUACUUUUAUACUUCACAAGAAACCAGACUUUUUUCCAUAUAACCUUAGUACCUAAAAAGAAUGAAAAAAUAAAUAAUAUAAUAAAAAAUAAAAAAAUAAAUAAUAAAAAGAAGAAAAAAAAAUCUGCACGCGAACACAUACACAUGCAGACACAAUAUAUCACAUACCAGAUACCACAUGUUAAGGAGAGAAACUUUACCUUGUUUUCAUCCCAAUAGACUAGUGGAACAAGCAUUUUUAAAUAAGCUAUAUGAGGUCCCGUCCCCAAAAUAUAUAAACAAACAUAUAUUAAAUCAAAGGAUUUUUUUCCCCCCUAUAUCUUUAAGGUUUUAAUGCCUAUCAAGAUCCAUCCAAAGACAUCCUGAAAUUUAUGCAAAAUGGAAAGCCAAAAAUGCUGUCAAAAUGGCCUUAAACAACCUCAAAUAGUUGUGGUGAUGGUUCCCUUCCCAGCCCAUGGCCAUAUCAAUCAGCUCCUCCACCUCUCUCGUCUUAUAGCCUCCUAUGGCAUACCGGUUCACUUUGCUGGAUCAACUGUGCACAAUCGCCAAGCGAAGCUCCGUGUCCAUGGUUGGGACUUGGAAAGUUCAGAGCAUCUCCAACCACUUUCUGAUGCUUCUUCACAUCUCCGUCAACCUGUGUUUCAACUUUUACAAGAACUUUCAUCUAAUUUUAGGAGAAUUGUUAUCAUCAAUGAUAACCUGAUGGCCUCAGUAGUGCAAGACGUAAAAUUGAUCCCAAAUGCAGAAUCUUAUACUUUUCUAUCGGUAUCUGCCUUUAUCAUCUUCUUUAAUAAAUGGGAGUCCAUUAUAGAAAAACGUUUUGAAUUAGAUUCUGAUGUUCCAAGAUACAUCCCUUCUAGAGAAGGGAGCUUCACACCAGAGUUUGAGAAAUUUAUAAUAAAUCAACACAAGCUUUUGGAAUUUGAAUCUGGAAGACUUUUUAAUACAUGCAGAUUGAUAGAAGGUAGAUACAUGGAACUAUUGUCAAAACUAUCAACGAAUGUUAACAAGAAACUGUUUUCUAUUGGACCUUUCAAUCCGGUGGAAGCAAAAGGAAAAACGAACACUUAUAGUCCUGGAUGCCUUGAGUGGCUAGACAAACAGGAGAUAGAAUCUGUGGUAUAUGUUUCUUUUGGAACAGUAACAUCUACGGAUGAUGAGCAGGUCAAAGAGUUGGCAAUAGGAUUGGAAAGAAGUGGGCAAAAGUUUAUAUGGGUUCUUAGAGAUGCUGAUAAAGGCGAUUUAUUUGAAGAAGAUGAGGCAAAAACUCUUCAGCUGCCAGAAGGAUAUGAAGAAAGAGUGAUAGAUAGGGGAAUUAUUGUGAGAGGCUGGGCACCUCAGCUUGAGAUUCUAGCCCAUCCAGCAACGGGUGGAUUCCUGAGUCACUGUGGGUGGAACUCAUGCUUGGAGAGCAUCACCAUGGGAGUGCCAAUAGUAGCAUGGCCUAUGCAUUCUGACCAACCCAAAAACAGCAUUUUGAUAACACAAGUCCUACGGAUUGGUUUGUUAAUUAGGGCUUGGGAACACAGAGCUGAGCUGGUAACAUCAACUGCAGUUGAGAACACAGUAAGAAAAUUGAUGAAAUCGGAAGAAGGAAAAGUGAUGAGGGAAAGGGCAGCAGAACUAGGCAGAGCUGUUCGAGCCUCAGUAGCAGAUGAUGGAAGUUCUCACUUGGAAAUGGAUUCUUUCAUUGCUCAUAUUAGCAGAUGAAAUUUUUUUUCACAGCUCAAAGGCACAAGUAGGGUAAGCAGCCUAUAAGCAUUGUUUCUUUCUGUAUUAUGGUCUUGUUGUGUAUUGAACACUGGUCACAUUAAUGCACCAAAGGCCCAGAGCAUAAGUUGCAUAUUCAUCUUGCACAAAACUGCAAUUGUACUACUGGCAUAUUCAAGUCUAAGAAGGUCUAAUAGGAAUAAAAGAGCCUAAUUGACAUA